AUGUCUGUGUUUCCGUUGUUCUUCCCAAAUGAUCUCAUUCUGGAGGUGUUAUCCCUUCUUAAUGUGAAAGCUAUUCUGCGAUUCAGAUGCGUUAGCAAAUUUUGGGAUAUUCUCAUUUCCAAUCCAUCCUUUGUGAAUUUGCAUCUCAAAAGUUCUGAAAAACGAAAUCCUCACUUCUUACUCCUUGCCUCUCAUACCAAAAAAUUCCCAACUAAGACAUUAUAUGGCAGUGAUGAAUUUGAGCAUGAUUAUGUUGUCUUUCCAUAUUCCAUAAGCCGUUUAGUUGAGAAUCCUUCUUUCACCAUUACGACCGACUCUGACUACAUCGUGCAACACAAAGAAUGCUCGGAUAUAGUUGGUUCCUGCAAUGGUUUGAUCUGUUUGAGUUGUGAAUACUACAACUAUGAGUAUUAUGAGUACUGGCUCCGAUUAUGGAACCCGGCCACCAGGACAACAUCUCCGAAAUUCGGAUUGUUCCGCUUAUAUAGCAAUACUCCUGGUUGCCCUACAUCUAAAGGUUGUUACAGAUUCAGCUUUGGCUGUGAUAAUUCUAGUGGCACUUAUAAGGUAAUGGCAUCCUGUUACUUUCGUCAUCAACAGAGAAGCAAUGUGAAAAUUUUAAGUUUGGGUGAUAAUGUUUGGAGGGAUUUUGAAAGUUUCCCGGUUGAACCUAUAGAUGCGGAUUAUGCUUGUGGAACGGAUUAUGAUGAUGUGUAUUUCAAAAGCACUAUCACCUGGUUGGGUAUUCGAAAUAAACUUUGUACACGUGCAUAUAACUUUACCGAUAUUAAGGAUUUUACAGUUAAGCAUUUUGUUAUUGUUUCGCUUGAUUUGCGGACAGAGACAUAUAAUCAGUAUUUAUUGCCUCCUGAUUUUGAUCAAGUUCCACAUAGAGCUCCAAUUAUUGGUGUGUUGGGAGACUGCCUUUGUUUUUCAUAUUGUUACAAGGAAACUGAUUUUAUUAUAUGGCAGAUGAAGGAAUUUGGGAUUCAAGAUUUUUGGACUCAAUUUCUUAAAAUUAGUUAUCAUAGUCUUCAAAUUCAUUAUGACUAUAGUGACGAAAAUGCAAAGUAUCAUUUUUAUUUUGUUCCCUUGUUUUUUUCUGAAGACGGUGAUACACUGAUACUUCAUUGCAGUCGGGAGGGAUCCCAAGAUAUCAUUUAUAACCAGAGAAACAACACAGUAAAGCAAACAAAAAUAACUGCAACAAAAACAAUUACAGAUGAUAGAAUUGGUGACCCUUGCUGUUGCUCGGUCAAAGGCUAUUUUGAGAGCUUAGUUUCAGUUUUUUGA
This is a messenger RNA of Vicia villosa (hairy vetch), 1293 nucleotides long. Its product is annotated as F-box/kelch-repeat protein At3g23880-like. NCBI's taxonomy places the organism in Eukaryota, Viridiplantae, Streptophyta, Magnoliopsida, Fabales, Fabaceae. The record is from RefSeq and is a predicted model, not a curated record. Gene Ontology annotation, molecular function: protein binding. The transcript has 2 exons. The coding region runs from base 1 to 1293 and encodes 430 amino acids.